This is a messenger RNA of Apis laboriosa (Himalayan honeybee), 512 nucleotides long. RefSeq lists its product as uncharacterized. Gene Ontology annotation, molecular function: chromatin binding; protein binding. The coding region runs from base 37 to 504 and encodes 155 amino acids. Gene Ontology annotation, cellular component: synaptonemal complex; cohesin complex. Gene Ontology annotation, biological process: synaptonemal complex assembly; replication-born double-strand break repair via sister chromatid exchange; mitotic sister chromatid cohesion. The transcript has 4 exons. NCBI's taxonomy places the organism in Eukaryota, Metazoa, Arthropoda, Insecta, Hymenoptera, Apidae. The record is from RefSeq and is a predicted model, not a curated record.
UCGCAUUUUAUCUCUCAAUUAUUAUUUAAUUUUUCAAUGUUUUAUUCAACUGAACUUCUUUCUCUUCGAAGGAAAGGCAAAUUGGCGCGAUGUUGGUUAGCUGCAACUUUUAGUGAAAAAAUGUUUAAAAAAACUUGUAAACCGGCAUUAAUUAAAAAGAUUAAUGUAUCCUAUAUUUGCAAUGAAAUUUUAUCAACAGUUGAGAUACGGAAUAACAAUAAAAAUUAUGAUAGAUUCAGUCUUUAUCUUUCUUCGCAAUUAAUGUAUGGUGCUACGAAAAUACUUUUUUAUCAAACAAAAUACUUUCAAGAUUAUCUAUUUGAAGUAAAUUGGAAAUUACAUGAAAUAAAUAGGUAUAAAGAAGAGUUAAACGCAGUAAUGUCAUUAGAAUUACCGGAAAUUCCUCCUAUAAGUGAGGUCUUCCGAAAUUUAGAAAUGUCAUCGAAUUUGCAUUUAAUUACCGAAGAACCAUAUUCUUCUGCCAUAGAAAAUUUGGUAAAAUAAAUGAAAUG